AUGAGUGCUAGUGCAAAGAUGAAAAAACCAUGUGCUACGUGUAAAAAGAGUGGUGGUAUAUUAAGUUGUGAAGGAUGUCAACAAGCAUUUUGUGGUAAACACGUUAUUGAACAUCGACAAUAUUUAGCUGGAAAAUUAGAUGGUAUUAUGCAAGAACAUGAUUUACUUCAACAUGAUAUUGAACAAAUAUCAGUUGAUCAUUCAUUAUUACAAAAAAUUGAUCAAUGGGAAAAAGAAUCUUUAGCAAAAAUUCAUCUUGCUGCUAAAAUUGCACGAGAAAAUAUUCAAAAAUUUCUCGAUCAAUCAAAAGAAAAUCUUUCCAAAACAUGUCGUGAUUUAGCUGUUAAUCUUUGUUCAUCUCGUGAAGCUGAUGAUUAUUCAGAAAAUGAUUUUAUUCAUUGGAUAGAACAGUUAAAAGAACUUAAACAAGAAAUUACAUCAUCAUCUUCAAUUAAAAUUAUUCAAGACAAAAAAUCUGUUAUUCAUUUAGUUAAAGUUGAAAAUAGUAAUGUUAACACUAAUAAAUCUACCAACAGUAACCAAAUGUCUUUAUUAACAAGUGAAAUAAAUUUAAAGAUUCAAGAAAAAUAUUCAGAUGUACUUGGACCAAUUACACUCGAAAAUGGAGGUUUUCUUGCCAAACAUACUGGUUUUAUUUAUCAAUAUGCAUAUACUCGUGGUAAUUUACUUUAUUCUCAUGGUCACCAUACAGUACGAUUUCAACUUGAAAAGUGCAAACAACCUUAUCAAAUUUUUUUUGGUUGUAUGUCAUCUAAAGUAGUUUUAGGAGAAGGUGCCUUUAAAUAUCCUUGUAGCGUAGGAUGGUUUGGUUUUGAUCAAGUUUAUGAACACGGACGUUGUACUAACAAUUGUAAAAAGUAUGGUUAUAAGAGUUCGUUAAUACGGGCAAAUGAUGUUUUACAACUUAUAUUUGAUUGUGAUAAACAACAAAUUAAAUUAUUCAAUGAACGUAUUAAAAAAACAACUAUAUUAACAGUGAAUAUUAACAAGACACCAUAUCCUUGGCAAUUUUUAAUGGUUAUGUUUCAUAAAGAUGAUUGUGUGAAAAUUCUAAGUGAUGCAUAA
Molecule: messenger RNA, 1086 nt
Organism: Rotaria sp. Silwood1
Lineage: Eukaryota; Metazoa; Rotifera; Eurotatoria; Philodinida; Philodinidae
Source: the annotation of a GenBank genome assembly